Epinephelus lanceolatus (giant grouper) is the source of this 6109-nucleotide messenger RNA. It is a transcript of the gene pcdh9, whose product is annotated as protocadherin 9. Gene Ontology annotation, biological process: homophilic cell-cell adhesion. Gene Ontology annotation, cellular component: plasma membrane. Gene Ontology annotation, molecular function: calcium ion binding. NCBI's taxonomy places the organism in Eukaryota, Metazoa, Chordata, Actinopteri, Perciformes, Serranidae. The record is from RefSeq and is a predicted model, not a curated record.
UUUAACCUUGUGCGUCUGUCGGCUGAUCACUGAUGGAGCUCCGUGAACUUGAAACAUGACGGGACAUCACUGUCUCCUCUUGCGUUCACCUCGUCGGCGCCUUCACCUUAACAGGUAGCCGGGAGAGACAGAGAGAGAGAGGGAGAGAAGGAGAGGAGAAAAAAGAAGACGCCGGUUUUCUCGGGACGUGUACGGGAGAUGAGCAUUGAUUUUGGGACUAAUGGAAGACAUCACAAACCACUGACCACCUGGCUGUGCCUGCUGGAGAGCGACGCUGAUCACCGCAAUCACUGCAGGUCGCACAAUUAGAUCCUGUCCAUUCCUGAAGUUAAAUGGGGGAAACGGAACUGCGACAUAUGCAGCCUCUAAUUUACCCCAGUUUGUGUGACCAGCUGUUUUUAGCCAAAACCUGUUCUUGAGUCUGAUUACUCCUGCGGGGCGAAUUUUAUAAUUUUUUCCCUGCCUCUUUUUCCCUGGACCCAAAGCUUGAUCUGACUGAGAAGGAUAUCCUUUACCCGAAUAAGCUCGCAGGCACACUGGAGGAGAAGACUAUGAGCUGACACACUCCAGUUUUUCUCCUGCGCUGUAACGGAUUUGGGUUUGUCCGUGGAAGAUUCCUGCCAUCACAUGCAAGGAGUCGCUGCCUGUAUCAACGUUGCUUAGAAAGAACGCUUUUGAGUUGUGAAGCCUGGGAACACAUUUACGCUGUCAUGGAUCUAAAAGACUAUUACCUGUUGGGUGCCCUACUUGCCUGCAUAUGGCUCGAUCCCUCAAUAGCCCAAGAGCUAAUCUACCCCAUCAGAGAGGAGUUGCAGGAAAAUGUCCUCAUUGGAAACAUACCAAAGGACCUAAACAUUUCCCAUACAAAUGCUGCCACCGGAGCAAGUGCUAAUCUCGUGUACCGGCUCGUCUCCAAAGCAGGAGAUAACCCACUGGUCCGUGUUCUGAGCAGCACAGGCGAGAUAUUCACAACAUCAAACCGAAUCGACAGGGAGAAGUUGUGCCCCGGUCCCUCGUUUGAGGACAGCGAGUGCUCCUUUGAAAUUGAAGUGGUCAUCCUGCCUAAUGAUUAUUUCAGGCUGAUUAAGAUCAAAAUAAUUGUCAAAGACACAAACGAUAAUGCCCCCAUGUUCCCGUCCCCUGUGAUCAACAUCUCCAUCCCCGAGAACACGCUCAUUAACAGCCGAUUUGCUAUUCCUUCUGCCACUGACCCAGACACUGGCCCCAACAGUGUCCACAAAUACGAGCUGAUCAACGGGCAGAGUGCCUUCGGCUUAGACAUAGUUGAAACGCCUGAGGGGGAGAAGUGGCCCCAGCUCAUUGUGCAGCAGAAUCUGGACAGAGAGCAGAAGGAUACAUAUGUGAUGAAGAUCAAAGUGGAGGAUGGUGGCAGUCCACAGAAAUCCAGCACUGCCAUUCUCCAAGUCACAGUCACGGAUGUCAACGAUAACAGACCGGUGUUUAAAGAGAGUCAGAUAGAAGUGCAUAUACCAGAGAACUCCCCUAUUGGCACGUCUGUUGUGCAGCUCCAGGCCACAGAUGCAGACAUAGGGGCAAAUGCAGAGAUACGCUACGUAUUUGGGACUCAGGUGUCUCCUGCAACGAAAAGACUCUUUGCAUUAAACACAACAUCUGGCCUAAUUACAGUGCAGAGGCUCCUGGACAGAGAGGAGACUGCAAUUCAUAAGCUCUCUGUUUUAGCCAGUGAUGGCAGCUCCAGUCCAGCCAGAGCCACUGUUACCAUAAAUGUGACUGAUGUUAAUGACAAUCCACCUAAUAUAGACCUGAGAUACAUAAUCAGUCCCAUUAAUGGGACUGUUUUCCUCUCGGAGAAGGAUCCCAUCAAUACCAAGAUAGCUCUCAUCACAGUGUCAGACAAAGACACUGACAUCAACGGCAAGGUCAUUUGUUUUAUAGAGAAGGAUGUGCCCUUCCAUCUCAAGGCCGUGUACGAUAACCAGUAUCUCUUAGAGACAUCUGCGCUGCUUGACUACGAAGGGACCAAGGAAUACAACUUUAAAAUUGUAGCGUCUGACUCUGGGAAGCCGAGCUUGAAUCAGACUGCUUUGGUAAGAGUGAGGCUGGAGGAUGAGAAUGACAACCCGCCUAUUUUUACUCAGCCAGUUAUUGAGCUGGCUGUUAUGGAGAACAACAAACGCGACCUGUUCCUCACUACUCUCAGCGCCACGGAUGAGGACAGUGGGAAAAACGCUGAGAUAGUUUAUCAGCUGGGACCCAAUGCAUCAUUCUUCGAUCUCGACCGCAAAACGGGGGUCCUGACUGCAUCCAGGGUUUUUGACCGGGAGGAUCAGGAUAGGUUUCUCUUCACUGUAACGGCGAGAGAUAACGGGACACCCCCUCUGCAAACGCAGGCAGCCGUCAUUGUAACUGUGCUGGAUGAAAACGAUAACAACCCCAAGUUCACACACAACCACUUUCAGUUCUUUGUGUCGGAGAAUCUUCCUAAAUACAGCACUGUGGGGGUGAUAACUGUGACAGAUUCGGAUGCCGGUGAAAAUGCUGCUGUUUCUCUUUCCAUACUGAAUGACAAUGAGAACUUUAUACUGGAUCCUUACUCUGGGGUGAUAAAAUCUAAUGUGUCAUUUGAUAGGGAGCAGCAGAGCUCCUACACUUUUGAUGUCAGAGCUGUGGACAGCGGCAGGCCUCCUUGCUCCUCGGCCGCCAAGGUGACCAUCAAUGUCAUCGAUGUGAACGACAACACCCCCAUUGUCAUCUACCCCCCCUCUAACACAUCUUUCAAGCUCGUCCCACUCUCCUCUAUCCCAGGAUCUGUGGUUGCAGAGGUGUUUGCUGUAGACGGUGAUACAGGGAUGAACGCUGAACUCAAAUACACCAUCGUGAGUGGGAAUAACAAAGGUCUGUUCAGAAUUGACCCUGUCACAGGGAAUAUUACUCUGGAGGAAAAACCAGCAGUGACUGACAUAGGCUUACACAGAUUAGUGGUCAAUAUCAGUGACCUGGGAUAUCCUAAAUCCCUCCAUACGCUCGUGCUGGUAUUUCUAUAUGUCAAUGACACUGUGGGUAACUCUACACUCAUCUAUGAUCUCAUCCGACGCACUAUGGAGACCCCAAUUGACCGAAACAUUGGCGAAAGCAGUGAAACUUAUCAAAGCGGUGACUAUUUAACUAUAAUGAUAGCCUUUGUUACCGGCGCCUUAGUGGUGAUUAUUGUCAUCUUUGUCACUGUGCUCCUGCGCUGCCGCCACGCUUCCAGGUUCAAAGCUGCACAGAGGAAAAAACAGGGGGCGGAGUGGAUGUCACCCAACACAGAGAACAAGCAGAACAAGAAGAAAAAGCGCAAGAAAAGGAAAUCCCCUAAAAGCUCCCUGCUCAACUUUGUCACCAUCGAGGGGAACAAACCUGACGAUCCUGCCCACGAGCCGAUCAACGGAACCAUCAGUCUGCCCACCGAGCUGGAGGAGCAAGGGAUUGGACGCUUUGAUUGGAAUGCCACACCCACCACAACCUUCAAACCCAGCAGCCCAGACCUGGCCCGGCACUACAAGUCCGCCUCACCGCAAUCGGCCUUCCACCUCAAGGCCGACACGCCGGUCUCGGUGAAGAAGCAUCACGUGAUUCAGGAGCUCCCAUUGGAUAACACAUUUGUUGGGGGCUGUGACACGCUUUCCAAGAGGUCCUCCACGAGCUCCGACCACUUCAGUGCCUCAGAGUGCAGCUCCCAAGGAGGGUUCAAGACGAAGGGGCCCAUGCACACCAGACAGCAGGGAACUUUAACUCGUGCCCGAACUGAACUGAAUCCUGAAUAUCUGGACCUCCGUCCGCGAGCCGAGCUGAACCCUGAAUAUUGGACCCCUUGCACCCCUUUAUCGCAGCGGCGCGUCACGUUUCACCUGCCGGAUGGCUCUCAGGAGAGCUGCAGUGACAGCGGUCUGGGGGACCACGAGCCUGUAGGCAGUGGCUCCCUCCUCACACAACCUCUCCCUCUGGUGCAGGCGCAGGACGACUUCUACGAGCAGGCCUCCCCUGAUAAGAGGACUGAAGCUGACGGCAACUCCGACCCCAACUCUGAUGGCCCCCUGGGACCUCGUGGUCUAGUGGAAGCUACAGAGAUGUGCACACAGGAAUGCCUAGUCCUGGGACAUUCAGACAACUGCUGGAUGCCCCCGACGUUAGGAACAUACCAGCAGCCCAAAUCACCAGUGUCUAGCUUUGGGUCUCAGAGGGAGUGGGGUCCCAAGGAAAAACUUCUCAAUGGACAUACUCUGACCAGAACCUGGAAAAAUGAGAGUGGGCGGUCAGAGCAUUUUGGUGACAGGAAGCAGUUUGGGAGCGGAGAGGGACACUUCACCAGCAGUGGCAUGGCUGAUAUUCCACUGGUGAGUCUGAAGUCCUGCCAGCCAGCCUCCUGCCCAGACAGCCCAAAGGACCAGCAGCUAUAAGACGGACUUUGCUUCUGUGCUGUGAGAUGUCCACCUGAGCUCCCUUCCUCUUUUAUCGUUUUCUUUCUAGUUUCAUCUCUUCCCACUUAAGUUGAUGCUUCUGCAGUGUGAUAGCCACAUGUACUAUGUACUAUAGUGCUUAUGCUGUGUUCUCUACGAUUCAGCUUUACUAUGGCUCUAGAGGAACCCUCUUUUUUUUUUUUUUUUUAAUGAACCUCCAUGGAUUUCUUCAACGUAACAUUUUCUGUCCACUUCAUGUGUGAUUUGGACAAGUGGAGGAAGGACACGCGUAAAAUGGAGAAAACAAAUUACAAGAAGAAAAAAAAAAAAAAAAAAAAAAAAACUACCAUGGCUGACCAGUAUAUACAAAUAUUCGUGGUGUGGUUGUUAUUGAGUUGUUCAGGACUAUAUUAAUCAACACAAUCAAAGAAAAUGGAAUUACAUUUCAGAAAGUGUUGUUCUAAUAACACUGUUAGUGGACACUUGUUUAUUCUGUUAUCGUCUGUGUGUUUGUAAAUAAGACUUAUUAACCACUAUCAUGUACCCGUAAUAACCACAGUGAAUAGGACAGUUUUUGGCUGUUGUCGUCAUAAUGGCUUGUCAUCGGGAUUUGGGAUUUCAGCUGGACACAGAUCUAUAAUGUGGCAUAAUGUACAACGAGAAAACAUUAACCUAAUUAUUUAAAAACCCUAUGGUUGAUUUUGAAACUAAUUUCCAUACCGUAAUAUUCUCAAUGUUGCCCAUAUUUCAUAAUAAUUUUUUUCAAGUACGGAAAAAAACCCACCGGCAAACCUUUUUUUAAAAAAGAAAAAAAACUUUGUAUGAAGGAUGUCAGUGCUCAAUAUGUGCAUUAUAAAAAUGAAAAGCUCUGAAAGCACUCCUCUAUAAACUGAUUUUGAAAGUGUUCAGUACAAUUAAAUAGCAAUAUAUUUGUAAAUGGCUAAAUGUUUUAUCUAACGUUGAUCUUAUUACUGUAUAGAUUUUAUUCAAAUUGUGAUUUAACUGAGUGCAAUCCCUCAGUAGUACCUGCAAUUAUUUGACAUAUGUAUAUAUAUUAUUUCCACACGGCCUAUUAUUUUCAUACAUAAGAAAACACAGGUUAAGAUAACACUUUUAAUCACCGUGCCUUCAUGAUGUUUCUUCAAACACUGAAUUGUGCUUAUUUAAAUGAUGAGAACAUGUUGGCUACAAAGACUACCCUGUCUGAUAAUCAAAUGCCUUAUGCAUUGAAUGUUUGCCAAAUUUAGAGACAUAAUCACACAGAUAUUAAAGUACAAAAUUGAGUCGUUGGUACUGAAGAAAAACACAAAGGCAUGUGCAGAUACUGGGUCAAAGAUCAUCUGUCAUUCCACUGUCUGAAAAAGUUUGUUUUAUUCCACAGCAUGGAAGGCAAAUUACACAAUGGAAUAGCAUGCUAAAAGAUAUAGCUUUUAAAAAUUACCUUGUUCAUUUUUGUGUCAUUUUAUUUUGUUGGAAUAGAGUUGAUUUGUGCAUUAAGGAGACAUUCAGUUUGUAAAGCACUUUCAUAUUUAUGUCACAAUAUAAAGAAGUUAAGUGGGAUGGAGUGAUUUGCUUAUCGCAGUAUGUUUGUCAGUUGUGAGGGUGUUUGACAUCACAGAUACUGAAACAGUUAAUCCUUGUUACUACUCUACAGGUAUACAGCUACUGCAAUAAAUGUUUUAAUUAUG